Messenger RNA from Gongylonema pulchrum, 315 nucleotides. The record is from the annotation of a GenBank genome assembly. Lineage: Eukaryota; Metazoa; Nematoda; Chromadorea; Rhabditida; Gongylonematidae.
AUGAUAACAUUCGGCUUGAUGGCUUCCAACAUCAUUGCUGGCGGAUUCUCAUACGUUGAUCCGACUAAUGUUGGGUGGCGUUUGAUGUUUGCUUUUGCUGCUUUACCAGGCGUGGUGCAGUUCGUUGGUUUUGUGUUUUUACCAGAGAGCCCGCGAUGGCUGUAUCAAAUGAAGCAAAAGGAGAAGGCGCGCAAAGUUUUAAAAAAGAUUUACAAUGGGCAUGAGGAAUGGGUGAACUACGAGAUAGCCGAAAAUGCAAAGUCGGUGGAAAGUGAAAGAAAUGCAAAAGCGCUUGUUGGCGGUGAGCCAGUUUCA